Messenger RNA from Ixodes scapularis (black-legged tick), 1177 nucleotides. Its product is annotated as alpha-(1,3)-fucosyltransferase C-like. Bases 38 to 1177 code for a protein of 379 amino acids. Gene Ontology annotation, cellular component: membrane. The record is from RefSeq and is a predicted model, not a curated record. Lineage: Eukaryota; Metazoa; Arthropoda; Arachnida; Ixodida; Ixodidae. Gene Ontology annotation, molecular function: alpha-(1->3)-fucosyltransferase activity. The transcript has 2 exons.
AUGAACCCUACGUUGAGAGCGCCGACAUCUCAAAGACAUGAUACCGGCUAGGUGUCUUCACGUCAUCUACAAGAUAGGCCAGUUGUGCAUCAGUCUAGCCUUGGCAUUGUUCUUGCUGCAACAGUUCUUCAAACUGCCGUCCCACGUACCACCCAAGAUUGCAGUGCUGGAAGAACCGAACUCAAUCAAGGACGAACCUGCCAAGACAUACGAAGUUCUUGUGUGGAACGCAUUCGGCACGGACUUUCUCAAUCUCCACUUUGGAGACCAGGUCAUGAAGACAUGUGCUGUGCCAUGCCGGUUCCGACAGGACAAGCGGAAUUUAUGUCAGAGUGACGUCGUCAUCUUUCAAAGCAACUAUGAUUUUUGGAGGACCCUUCCGCCGUACCGUAGUCCGAACCAGGCAUAUCUUCUAUACGCCAUGGAAUCCCCCCAUAGGCUACCAUACUCCCACGAAAAGAUGGACGGCGUAAAGAUUAACUGGACGCUGUCCUACCGACUCGACGCCGACAUCGUCUAUAGGCAUACAUUUAAGGUAGUGCGCAGACCAAUCAGGCCAACUAACACGUCAUCGCAAACGUCGGCUAGCCAUAGCCCCAAGUCACGGCCGGUAGUCUGGAUAGUAUCCAACUGCAACGGCUACAAUCAUCGUGAGCAGUACGUCGACGAACUUAAGAAGACAAUUCAAGUGGAUGUCUACGGGAGAUGUGGCACCCUGCAAUGCAAGAGACUCGAUUGUUACGAAGAGGUGUCGGUCCACUACUCUUUCUACCUCGCCUUCGAGAAUUCAAUCUGCAAAGACUACAGCACCGAGAAACUGUUCUUCCCGCUGAUGCACGGCAUGGUACCCGUCGUGAUGGGAGGCAUGGACUAUGCCAGGGUGGCGCCUCCGGGAUCUUACAUAGACUUUGCGGACUUCAAGUCUCCGAGCGACCUGGGGAAGUAUCUGUGGCGUGUUCAUAACACGCCGGCAGAGUAUCAGCGCUUCUUGGACUGGAACAGAGACUACGCCAUUGAAAGACCCUCGUUUGGUUGUACGGUGUGCGAGGGAAUUCAUCGCCUGUUUGCGGGACCUCCCAGACACUAUAAUAAUUUACUGAGUUUUCUCGUCGACGAUGCUCAUUGCUCGACGUGGCAAGAAGUGCUGAAGAAGAAAGCAGCGGCUCAUCACGAUUGA